This is a messenger RNA of Drosophila arizonae, 1584 nucleotides long. RefSeq lists its product as uncharacterized. The record is from RefSeq and is a predicted model, not a curated record. Lineage: Eukaryota; Metazoa; Arthropoda; Insecta; Diptera; Drosophilidae.
CUGAAAAAUACUAAUUUUGAAUAAGAUAAUACUACAUAAAUUAGAUAAGCUAGUGCAUACCCACAUAAGAAAUAGCUACAUACAUACAUGACAUACAUAUAUAGAUAUUUCUAUAAACAUGUACAUAUAUAACUAUUCCUAUAAGAUAUACUAUCAUUUGAGUCGCAAUUAAAUUUGUUUUAGGAAGAACCUAACCCAUUCUGCUUUGUGAAUUAUUUCUUCCAAUAAAGUCGAAAUUUUUGAAUCGCUCGCUUAACUAACUAUGGUUGUGAAAUAUAUAAGAGAAGUGGCAGUGCGAAGAAAUUGAAAGAUAUUUGAACUUUACGUCUUGGCAAAUAGACUAAGCUAUAUUUCUCUGUAAAUUCUGAAGAGUCACAUUCGCUUUCAAAUCAGUGAAUGUUAAUACAUUCAAUUGUCUUUCGAGUAUAAGAAAACAAUCUCAUAUCAAUACUCAAUGCUAUAAACUAAUGGAAUUUCGAAUAAGAUUCGUAGUGUUUGAAUUAAGAAGUGUAUUAUCUAAGCGAAAGUGUAAAUUACGAGUCUAUUCAAUAUCGCGGAAGCUUCCUCAGUCGGAAAGUGUUUAAAGAAGUGAAAACAUGUUAUUUUGCAUUCAAUUUUAAAAAUCGCAUCAGAUACUGCAUAUAGAUUGCGCUAAAGAGCUUGGCUUAAGCGGAACUCAGCUUCUCUUUAUGCGCACAGAACAGCCUUGAAAUCAUGAGCUAUCAGAAGGGCCUGAAGGAUCCUAAUUUGGACAGGCACACCACUAAAGGAAAAUCACGACAUUUCACGGUGAACGGCUUGAGUGCUAAUAACACGCUUCAGCAGCAACAGUACAGCUUGCAACAACAGCAACAGCAACAGCAGCAGCAGCUGCAGCCAGCGACUGACACACGCAACAUAUACAACAAUCCCUACAAUCCACAACAACAGCAACAACCACAGCAGCAACAACAGCAACAACAGCGCACCGCACACCUCUUCAAGGCGCUGGCUGCCUCUGCUGCUGUUAGCGGCAAUAAUAGCUUGAGUCAUCCGUAUGACUUCUCCAACUCGUCGUCCUCAUCUAACGCCAACAACGAGCAACAGGGAUCAUCGUCAUCGGAGGCGGAUAACGCGUUUCUAACUCAUAAUAACGGUAAGUGACAGACUGGGAUGUGGAGUGUGGAGCACGUAAGUGAAGCGCAUGAGGGGGCUGGGGGACAUUUGGGCCAUGUUUGCAUGAUGCCAGACACUCUUAUGAAAAUAAGCGAAUUAAUAGCUGGAAGUCAGCAUUCAGCAACAACGACUAUUGCCAAUGGCAACGCGGCUCGAAAGUUUUAUUAUGAAUUGCGAAUGCGCAGCGGCUCCCGGCAGGCGUAAUGUGCUGACAAUUGUGGGAUUGCAGCCUCUUAGGCAAACAAACUUGGGCUAUCUCGAUAAUUUCAACUUUAAAAUGACCAGCCAUACCGCGGCAGAACUUUCAAGAAGCUGUAAAAAUGCAAAAGUUUGCCCAAUAAACAUUAGGGAUAACUUUCCUAGCAACUCACCUUACGCUGCUCGAGCAGCCCAUCGUGGCGUAGGCAUAGAACUGAGGCCCCUCCCCCU